UCUCGCUGUGACUUCCUCACCGCUAACACAGGUGUGGCUCUGUUCUCCAGCCAGCCGUACACGGCACUUCCUGCACAGGCACCCAGGACGUUCAGACAGUCUGUGAGAGAAGAGCAUUGUGUGCUGUGUGCUGGGCUUUAAGUCUUGGAAAGUGAACUAAGGGAUUCCAGAGGCUUUACCGAGGAGGAACUUCCUGCUGAAGGAGGACCUCCCCCAAAGUUCCGUAUAGCAACCUUGCUCACUGCGAAGUCUACGAACCCCACUCUCACACCUGACAUAUCGCAUCACAAGUAGGCUAACGCAAGCUAGCCAGGCUAGCUAGGCAGGUGGGAUUUUACCGGCUUGACGCAGUCCUGUCCUGCCCCCGACUCCCGGAGCCAUGAACCUGUGCCUGGACAACCCGUACAAAGACGUGACCAUUCCGAGAGCCAAACUGCGGGCCUCCACCAACGACACCUCCACAGUCAUCGCCAACCCUCUGGCCCUCGACAGCGCCCAGUACACCUCGAAAUCCAACCGCAACUCGACGCUCAACCCCUACGGCAACUUCAAGCCCUCCGGCGAGGACCCGUCAGGAGCCGGGCUCGACUCCCAAGCCGGGCCUGACCAGAGCCCCCCGCCCUACCAGGACGGGCUGGGCAUCAACACCGUCAAGGAGGAAGACGAGGAGGUCGGACGCUGCUACACCUGCUGCCGACGCUGCCGCCGGAAGAAGUGAUCUACCCGCCCCCCACCCCCCCCCCCCACCCCUCCCCGGGUGGUUUUCCCAUCAUGCCACUUAGGAUGCUGGGAUUCAGAGGAGCUCUGCAUGGCCAAGUUUUCCCUGCUCCUUUCUGGGAAGUGGACCUCUUCUGGGAAUGCUCUGCUACUCAACAGUCUACUCUGUAAACCGAGCCUGGACCAAUGAGCGCCACACCCUCACGCCCUGAGAACCACCCUAUAAUCAUCGAAUCAAGCCAAAAUGACACGAGGAAAUGAAUUAUUGAUUUACUACAAUAAGUUUGAUUUUGUCAUUGUAUUUUUUUUUGGCCCCCUUCCCAUUUUGGGCCCCGUGUGCCUGAACCGCGAGCCUGCUGUUACCAUCAGGACUUGACCUGGAGCACACUUUCAGUCUCAUCGUGCACCUCACUGGCUUGCUGGGAGUGGCCGCGUUUCCAUGACAACAGGCAGGCACCGCAUAGAACCGAGUUCUCACUCUCAGCCUUACUGGUUUCACCAUGACAGGCUUUGAAGUUCUUUGUCUUUAUUAUAAUGCUGACAAUUCACAUUAAAUGGUUUCAGCUGUGAAAGUGUGUGGAAACUGAAGGGUGGGAUGAGUUUCCAUGAGCCAGGGUAAUCCGUUCCAAUCUGUGAAACACGCCCAACUGCACCAUCCGUUUGGUAUGUAAAUGCAAGGUGGCCACAGCAGGGUUCUGGGCUAACAUUUUUUCCAAGCAGCACAUUUUCAAAGCUGAAAAAUUUAGGAGCACACUAAUGGAUUCCAAUUUGUUGAUGUGCUCCUAAAUAUUUUUUCUGGUUAGCACCCCUCAAUUUCUCGGGGCAAAUGCUCCUAAAAUGGAAGCAUUGUAGAGCCCUGCACAGCGGUGACCCCUGACCUCAUGUCUCAUGUCUGUACAUGGAUAAACCCAGGUCAGGGUUUGGUGCAAUGCUUCUGACCUGUGGUGUAAUAUUGUUCCUGGGUCACCACACUUUUUUAAAACUCAUUUGUUGGUUCUUUAGCAUAGCUACGGAGCAGUUUUACCCAGUCUAAAUCACCCUGCUAAAGGCAUACUUUAGCUGGAUAGACGCAAGUUUCUUGAGAACAGGGGCCCAACAAGCUCUUUAGAAGGGAGGUUGCAAGUCCUCUCUCUGGAUCUGCCUGUUCUGGACUCAUAUUGGACCCUAAAUACACAAGAACUUUUUGGAACUGCCAUUAUGGAAUAAUUUGGUUCUCCUCUGGCAGAACCAGAACCCAGAACUCAGUAUCAUAGGCUUGUGAGUCCUCUCUGGUCACUGGGAUCUAAAGACAUAAGACAUAAAGACACUGUACAUGCAUACUGUACCACUGUUAUUAUUUUGUAUAUAGAAAUCAGCCAAAUAAAAUCAUCAAAUUAACUGAAA
Messenger RNA from Conger conger (European conger), 2100 nucleotides. RefSeq lists its product as uncharacterized. The transcript is spliced from 2 exons. Bases 380 to 718 code for a protein of 112 amino acids. The record is from RefSeq and is a predicted model, not a curated record. Lineage: Eukaryota; Metazoa; Chordata; Actinopteri; Anguilliformes; Congridae.